This is a messenger RNA of Chlorella variabilis, 708 nucleotides long. RefSeq lists its product as hypothetical. The transcript has 5 exons. Bases 1 to 708 code for a protein of 235 amino acids. Lineage: Eukaryota; Viridiplantae; Chlorophyta; Trebouxiophyceae; Chlorellales; Chlorellaceae. The record is from RefSeq and is a predicted model, not a curated record.
AUGGGCGCCGAGACCGGAUCCUCUGAGGGUGCCCAGCAGGAGUCUGCUGCGGCUGGGUACCCACCCGCAGCCGCGCCAGGCUACCCUCCCCCGACCAGCGGGGGCUACCCGCCGCCCUACGUCGCAGCGGAGCCGCCCGGGGCGCCGUCGCCGCCUGCGCCGCCGUCGAGCUAUCCGCCGCCGCCGCCGGCACCAGGCUACGGACCCCCGCCGCCGGCGCCAGGAUACGGAGCGCCCCCGCCCGUGCCUCCACCGGGAUAUGCCGCCCCCGCGCCCCCCGGCGCGUUCCCACCGGGCGCCAUCCCUCUGAACCCGGCACCCAUCCCGGGCAUGCAGACGCGCCCGCCGCGGGUGCCGCCCCAGCCAGGUAUGGUGCUCAUUGGCUACGAGGUGUGCCAUCCCCGGGCGGGGUGCUUCCGCUGCGAUGGCCUGUCGCCAGGCGGCCUGCUGUCAGUGAUUCUGCUGCUCAUCUUCUUCUGGCCGCUGGCCUGGAUUCCCUGUGUGAUGCCAGACUGCUUCGACCCUUACCAGCGCCCGGUGUUUGGCUGGCCGGCGGGGCCCCCUGCCACCGGGCCCCCGCCCCCCCAGCCACAGCCACAGCCGCACUACGACUCCGCCGCCGGGUUCCCGCCUCCGGGGGCCGCCACCGGGCAGGCCAGCUCCUCGAGCAGCGACCGUGGCGGCGGUGGCGGCAGCGACGGCAAGUGA